GCCAGCCGAUGAACAAGUCGGCCGUGUACAACCAAUUCAUUACUGUUACUGAUCGUCAUGGCGAACAGAACCAAUUCCCAUUGUGGUACGUCGACACUCUGAUAGUGGAUGCCGUCGUUCAUGGCAUCAUUCCAGGGGUCCAAUUCGGCGCCAGUCUGAUCCUCUUUCUCGUACUGGUUCUUCUCUCCAAGCACGACAAGCGACGCUCGCCGGUCUUCAUAUUCAACACGGCUGCCUUGUUCUUCAACAUCAUCUACGCCCUGUUGCAAUGUUGCAUCGUGACGAGCAGUUGGUGGGACAUUUAUCCCGUCCUCGUGGGCGACUACGGUGUGGUGACGCCAGCAGCUCAACGUCUGACGACGGCUGUGGUCUUCGUCGCGCUCGUUGCUUUGUGCAUCGAGGUCUCGUUGGUCCUGCAAGUUCAUGUGGUCAGCAUCACGCUGCGGAUGUGGCAGAAGCUGUCUAUCCUGGCAGUCUCCUCGUUCGUUGCCGUCGUGGCUAUGGGCUUUCGUAUCGCCCAGUCAGUGGUCUCGGUCAGAUGUAACAACAAAGCAGAUGCAUUCUGCAGCAGCACGACCUGGCUCGCAAAGGCAAAAGACAUCAGCUUGACACUGAGCAUCUGCUUCUUCAGCGCAAUCUUUUGCGCCAAACUGGGAUUGUCACUUCGCGAACGUCGCAAGCUUGGCAUGAAACAGUUUGGCAGCAUGCAAAUCAUCUUCAUCGGAGGAUUCCAGACCAUGUUCAUUCCUGGUAUGCAUUCUCUCNCAAUCUUCUCGCUCGUUCAAUUCAUCAAUGCGGAGAACAUCCCCAAUGUCGGCACAAACAUCCUGACGGCGACUUGUAUCUCGCUGCCACUGACGUCUAUUUGGGCCGCCUCCCACGCUUCCUCGCCUUCANAGGCCGCCCGUGGAAACGACUUUCAUCGCAAGUUCCUAGUCGACUCAAGCACUGCCGACUCCACUCUUCGCAAGCCGAGCGACGCACCUCAGUGGUCGCCAUCUCAAACAACAUCACAACCAAGCGCAAGAGAAAGGCUGGGUGUGCUGAACAGUGUUGACAGUAGGUCUGAUACCAGCAGCUGGACCAAGUACAGCCCAGGCCCAAGACCUACGAUCGGGGUGAAGNAUGUUGACCGUGAUCUGGAGAUGCAGGAAUUGAAAGAGGGGGAU
Aureobasidium uvarum is the source of this 1169-nucleotide messenger RNA. The record is from the annotation of a GenBank genome assembly. Lineage: Eukaryota; Fungi; Ascomycota; Dothideomycetes; Dothideales; Saccotheciaceae.